GAACGAACAUGUUCAAUGCCGCCGUCUGUGCUGUGAAUAUCUGCAGCUCGUCGGUCUUCCGAGCGCAUGGGUGUCCAUUCCCAGCCUUCGCAGCUGGCGUGGGAGGUGCCCGUCAGGGGAGUACCGGCCCGCGCGUCCCGGCACUCGCUGCUGACCUCGUGAGACGGCGGUCGGGUCAAUCAUGCUGACGAGGAACUGUCCUGGUCCGUUCAUAGCUCGUUGGUUGCAUCCGCCUGGAUCCUACUUGGAGGAUACGAGCACUGUUCUGGCUCACACGGGAAGGCGAAGGAUGCCAUCCACCGGGCGAGGCGUGGACACUUUCAACUCCGAGAUGUCUUCCGCUGACAGCCUCGCAUGACAUGGUGGCGACGGGCUUUUCGUGGAGCACGACCUUCCCAGGCCAAGGAAUCACGACAUUACCAUCCGCUCCGAGUCGCCGUGCAGGACCGUGCACACUGACCUACCUCGCCCUCGCUGUUGCCGUCGGCGUCCUCUGGUUCGUCAAACUAUCCUUCGGCUGGCGCGCCGCUGUCAGCUCCAUCCGGGACUACCCUGGCCUGCGUUAUGUCUUCGGCCCGGAGAGCUUCACCGUACAGUGGCGCAUCCCGUACUUGGCUGCGGGCAACUUUAGUCUCUGGACGGAGAAGCAUCAGGACUUCCAGCGGUUUGACUCGGAUGUCAUCUCCUCGGUCAGAUGGCUCCCCAGUCCUGGAAAGAUGCUCAUGCUCGCCGACCCUGACGCGAUCAAGGAAGUCACCUCCGCCCGAACGCGCUUCCCCAAACCGCUCGAGCAGUACAAGAUCCUGACCUUCUACGGCUCCAACAUCGUCGUGACUGAGGGCGACGAGUGGAAGCGGCACCGCAAGAUCUCCGCGCCGUCCUUCUCCGAGCGGAACAACCGCCUCGUGGCGGACGUCGCCGUCGACAACAUAGUGGACCUCACCGUCCCGAUGGCGUUGUUCGUCAUUGGCGUGGCGGGCUUCGGGCGGAGAAUGAGCUGGCAGGAGGAUCUGACGGUGCCGGCGGGGCACGUGAUGCCCUUCAAAGAUGCGCUGCAUAUCGUCUCGAACGAUCUCUGGCUCAAGGUUGUCCUCCCAUCAUGGCUGCUCAAGCUGGGUCCGACAAAGCGCGUGCGCAACUUUCGGAUGGCAUACGAGGACCUCCAGAAAUAUAUGACGGAGAUGAUCCAGAGGCGUAGGGACUCAGAGAAGAAGCAAGAACGGUAUGACCUGUUCAGCAGCCUGCUCGAUGCGAACGAAGAUGAAAGUGAUGGGACGAUCAAGCUGAGUGACAGCGAGCUCAUGGGCAACAUCUUCGUUUAUUUGAUCGCGGGACACGAGACCACGGCACACACCCUCGCCUUCACAUUCAUUAUGCUUGCACUGUACCAAGACGAGCAAGAGAUCCUCUAUCAGCACAUCCAGAGCGUCGUUCCCGAAGAUAGGAUCCCCGCCUAUGAGGAGAUGGGCAAACUCACAUAUCCGAUGGCGGUCUUCAUGGAGACCCUACGGAUGUUCCCUCCGGUGAACGCCAUCCCUAAACGUGCACAAGAAGAUAGCGUCCUCGUCACUCAGAACAUGGCAGGCGAGAAGCUGAACGUUCCGUGCCCCAAGGGCACAGGACUCGUCCUCCACACGCCUGGCCUGCACUACAACCCGCGGUACUGGGAUGACCCGUACACGUUCAAACCCUCCCGGUUCCUAGGCGACUGGCCGCGCGACGCGUUCCUGCCGUUCAGCGGCGGGCCGCGGUCGUGCCUCGGCAGGCGGUUCUCGGAGACGGAGGGCGUCGCGAUCCUGACGUACAUGAUCAAGCACUACCGGGUCGACGUCGUGGACGACCCGCAGUACGCCGCGGAGACAUUUGAGCAGCGGAAGGCGAGGCUGUUGAGGUGUAAGAGCGCGAUCACGCUGUAUCCUGUCAAGGCGCCGCUUGUGUUCAAGCGCAGAUGAUGGUGAGGUCGUGAAGGCGCGGUCACAGGAAUGGACCAGAUCUGCAAUAUGUACGUCAAUGUAUUUACGAGGUGUCACGGUGUAACCUAUCACAUACCUAUCACAUACUAUUAUGCAACGGUAUUUAUCACGGAUACAGAGAUGGAUCUCAUAGCAAACUCC
Fomitopsis serialis is the source of this 2114-nucleotide messenger RNA. RefSeq names its product cytochrome P450. Gene Ontology annotation, molecular function: heme binding; iron ion binding; oxidoreductase activity, acting on paired donors, with incorporation or reduction of molecular oxygen. The record is from RefSeq and is a predicted model, not a curated record. Bases 360 to 1952 code for a protein of 530 amino acids. The transcript has 15 exons. NCBI's taxonomy places the organism in Eukaryota, Fungi, Basidiomycota, Agaricomycetes, Polyporales, Fomitopsidaceae.